Molecule: messenger RNA, 1642 nt
Organism: Scleropages formosus (Asian bonytongue)
Lineage: Eukaryota; Metazoa; Chordata; Actinopteri; Osteoglossiformes; Osteoglossidae
Gene: trub1
Product: TruB pseudouridine (psi) synthase family member 1
Exons: 8
Coding region: 22-912 (296 amino acids)
Biological process (GO): mRNA pseudouridine synthesis; tRNA modification
Cellular component (GO): nucleus
Molecular function (GO): RNA binding; pseudouridine synthase activity
Source: RefSeq, a predicted model, not a curated record
UGCGUCAGUAGAACGAAAGGCAUGGCUACAGGCGUGAGUGGAGUAGUGGCGGCGCAGAGAUGUUCUUUAUCAAAACUGCAGUCUUUGAACGGACUGUUUGCUAUUUAUAAAAAACAAGGUCCCACUUCCGCAGAUGUAUUAAACCAACUGAAGAGGAAACUUUUUCAAGAAGCUGGUGAGAAGCAGACGAACCCCCGAAAGAGGAAGAAACAGGCUCUGAAAAUGGGUCACGGAGGGACGCUGGACAGCGCCGCCUCUGGUGUGCUCGUGGUUGGUGUUGGCGGUGGGACCAAGAUGUUGACCACCAUGCUGACUGGGUCAAAGAAGUACACGGCCGUUGGGGAGCUGGGCAAAGCCACGGAUACGCUGGAUGCCACGGGAACUGUCACACUGCAGAAGACUUAUGGUAAGACCAAGCACAUAACCAAGGAGAACAUGGAGGAGAAGCUGAAGAAGUUCACUGGGGAGAUCAUGCAGGUGCCCCCACUGUACUCGGCUCUGAAGAGGGACGGACAGCGGCUCUCGGUGCUCCUCAAAAAGGGCCAGGAGGUGGAGGCGAAGCCGGCGAGAGCGGUCACUGUGUACCAUCUGUCCCUGCGUGACUUCAGCCCCCCACUCUUCACCAUCGAUGUUGAAUGUGGCGGGGGAUUCUACGUGCGGAGUCUGGUGGACGACUUGGGCAAAGAGCUGUCCUCCUGCGCCCAUGUGAAAGAGCUUGUCCGCACCAAGCAGGGCCAGUUCACGCUGGAGGAGCACGCGCUGCGCGAGGACCAAUGGACCAUCGAGAACAUCGCCCGUGUUCUCCAGGCCACGCCUACAGAGCCCGUCGCGGAGUCGAGCGCGGAGCCCUGUCCUGCCGCCAGACCUCGGAAGGAUGGCGAGGAGCAGCAAGGCGAUGAUCAGGGAUCUUAGAGCCACGCCUCACUCAGCCGUCAUACCCACGCAUCCCGGAAUGCCUGCUGCCUGGCCAUUUCCAUGGUAACCACCAGAGUUUGAACUCAGUAGUUCAGUGGGGGGGCAGAGGACCAGGGGGACCCGGUGGUUUUGGUAUGGGUUACCAUGGUUACCACAGUAUAAUGCAUCGUGUGAUGACUGGGUCAGGCAUCAGUGUGAUGCUGUGAAGAGACUGGGGUCACGACUCACACUGGUGCUGUGACUGUCGGUGUUGAUUUUGUUCAGUGGAACCCGGUCAUGCCUGAAAAGGGGUCGCACCCUAUUAGUUGGCGUUUCUUGACCGUUUCAGUUGGUUGGUUUUCGUGACCGUGAACGAACGGAGUGGCGGUGUCCAAACGAGACCUCUUGUCUGUGUUACAAAUAAAACACAAAUGUGCCAUAUUAUCAAGCUUUGGGAUCUGGGUUUGAACCCAGGUUUCUGGUGUCUCCUUGGUCUGCAACCCCCCCCCCCACGCUUUGUCCCUUUCAGAGAGACAGAUGGACGUGUUCACGGACUGAUCCCUUAUGUAACAACGCAGACUGCAGCUGCCUCGUUUAAUCUGUCUGUAUGAUCUGCAAAUUAAGAACAAUAUUAGGAAAGGAUGAUGAAUAAAGUGUGUCGAACCCCUGCUUCCGUGGUGAAUAUCUUAGUAAAACCCUUUCCUCCAUCUCCUUGCUGCUUCAGGGCCAGAGUUUGCUGUGGAUGUAC